CGCCAGUCGCUCCACUCGAUCCCAUCCAUCAUUUAAACCAACCACCACCCUCUUCGCGUUGUUAGAGCGAUUCCCCGAAGAGCGCCAGGAACUCGCAACAAUGCUUAUCCCUAAGGACGACCGCAAGAAGAUCCACGAGUACCUCUUCCGCGAGGGUGUGCUCGUGGCCAAGAAGGACUUCGAGUCCAAGCAUGCCGACAUUGACACCAAGAACCUCUACGUGAUCAAGGCCCUCCAGUCCCUCAACUCCCGCGGCUAUGUCAAGACCCAGUUCUCCUGGCAGUACUACUACUACACCCUCACCCCCGAGGGUCUUGACUACCUCCGUGAGUGGCUCCACCUCCCCGCUGAGGUUGUCCCUGCCACCCACAUCAAGCAGCAGCGUUCCCACGCCCCCCCUCGCGGUAUGAUGGGUGGUGAGGAGCGUGAGCGCCGUCCCCGUCCUACCCGUGAGGGUGGCUACCGCCGCCGCGACCAGGAGAAGGAGGGUGGUGCUCCCGGCGAGUUCGCCCCUAACUUCCGUGGUGGAUUCGGCCGUGGCCGUGGUGCUCCCUCUUCUUAAGGGAUGUCUUCCGGUCCUCCUAGGGUUUGGAUGGUAGCGUGAGUGGCUUGAGUAGACUUUGGAAUAAGUGCGAAAAGGCUGCUGCGCCCAUCCUGAAAAAAAAAAAAUUAUGCAUUGGUGCUGUAUCGAUGUAACGGCAUAGCUAGAAUCAAUGUCAUGAUUUUAAUGAGUCAA
Messenger RNA from Aspergillus caelatus, 736 nucleotides. RefSeq names its product 40S ribosomal protein eS10. Gene Ontology annotation, molecular function: structural constituent of ribosome; RNA binding. The transcript is spliced from 4 exons. Bases 101 to 562 code for a protein of 153 amino acids. The record is from RefSeq and is a predicted model, not a curated record. Gene Ontology annotation, cellular component: cytosolic small ribosomal subunit. Lineage: Eukaryota; Fungi; Ascomycota; Eurotiomycetes; Eurotiales; Aspergillaceae.